AUGGCAUCAGCUGGGCGCGGCGUGGCCAAGGUCCUUGGUAUCAACGUUGACUAUCGCAAAGAGGCAGACCCGCUCGAGAACUCGGGCGCUUCGUCGGUGUCUUCAGUCGACACCUAUGUUGAGCGGGAGCCUACUGCGAUCGAGUACCUCUCCAAGUUCACGCCUUCAUUCGGAGCGUUCAAGCGCUAUCUCCGCAGCUUGUUUCCCUUCCUUGACUGGAUCUUCCACUACAACUUGACAUGGCUCUUUGGAGAUGUUGUCGCUGGCGUGACUGUUGGCUUUGUUGUCAUUCCUCAGGGUAUGGCAUAUGCUUUGUUGGCAAAGUUGCCAGCUGAAUACGGUUUGUACACCAGCUUCGUCGGUUUUAUCCUUUACUGGGCGUUCGCAACAUCCAAGGACAUCACCAUCGGCACUGUAGCCGUUAUGAGCACGAUUGUGGGCAACAUCGUCACAAAAGUGCAGAAAGAGCAUGCCCACCUCCAGGCUGUCGACAUCGCUAGGGCGUUGUCGGUCAUUGCUGGCUCGGUGCUGCUCUUCAUCGGUCUCGUCCGCCUCGGCCGCCUCGUCGAAUUGAUUCCCCUGGUUGCCAUUACUUCGUUCAUGACCGGUGCCGCCAUCAGUAUUGGAGCAGGCCAAGUACCAGCACUCAUGGGUAUCUCUGGCGUCAACACCCGUGGACCAACCUACCUCGUCAUUAUCGAUACUCUCAAGGGUCUCCCACGGACGAAGCUGGACGCGGCAAUGGGCUUGAGCGCCCUGUUCAUGCUUUACGCCAUCCGUUCAUUCUGA
Ascochyta rabiei is the source of this 789-nucleotide messenger RNA. RefSeq names its product Photosystem I iron-sulfur center. The coding region runs from base 1 to 789 and encodes 262 amino acids. Gene Ontology annotation, molecular function: secondary active sulfate transmembrane transporter activity. Gene Ontology annotation, biological process: transmembrane transport. The record is from RefSeq and is a predicted model, not a curated record. NCBI's taxonomy places the organism in Eukaryota, Fungi, Ascomycota, Dothideomycetes, Pleosporales, Didymellaceae. The transcript has 2 exons. Gene Ontology annotation, cellular component: membrane.